Molecule: messenger RNA, 4976 nt
Organism: Platichthys flesus (European flounder)
Lineage: Eukaryota; Metazoa; Chordata; Actinopteri; Pleuronectiformes; Pleuronectidae
Product: UDP-glucuronosyltransferase 2A2-like
Exons: 2
Coding region: 550-2130 (526 amino acids)
Molecular function (GO): UDP-glycosyltransferase activity
Source: RefSeq, a predicted model, not a curated record
ACGAGGGCCUUGAACCAUCGACACUGCAACAUACACAAGCUUCAGAAACAACACGGCUCAGUAAGAAGGGGGCUUGACUCGGCCCAGAUGUGGUCCUUGGUUCACUCCCGUUUGCAAAGCGUUGAUUACACAACGACAUUCAACCUAAAUCACAAUGACUUGACAGUUAAACAUUACCUUAUCUGAGUGGGUGCAAGGUGAGAGUUGACUUGAAUUCCUCUGCCGUCUCUACACGUCGACUUUGAGUCACUGCAACUGGAAACUACUUGAAACUUGAAAUGUGAUCGGUCCAUGUUCCAACCCACCAGAAAGAAGAAAUCAAACAAAGGCUGAGUUUCUUCUCACUUGUCUUCGUACCAUGUGAACCCGUAAAGACUUUAUCUACAACUGCAGCUCAGAGUUCAACACGUGAGCCGCUGCCGGGUUCAGGUUACACAACUCUACUGCUGCUCCUGCUGCCGCUAUAUAGAACCCCCCCCCCCCCCCCCCACUCAGACAGUCCGUCGUCUGCCGUGAAGGAGCCUGGCUGCACAACCCACAGCUCUCAAGAUGUUCCAAACCAGCCUGGUGUCCCUUGCAGUGCUGCUGUGCUCUGCCCUCUUGGUCGAUGGAGGGAGGGUCUUGGUGUUCCCUGUAGAUGGAAGCCACUGGAUCAACAUGAAGGUCCUCAUCGAGGAGCUUCACUCCAGAGGGCAUGAGAUCACAGUCCUGCGACCGUCCGACACCUGGUACAUCAAGCCAGAUUCUCCCUACUACAAGUCCAUCACUAUCAAUUCCUCAGCUGGUUUUGAUGAGGAAAACUUUGGCUUAUUAAUAUCCUCAAUGGUGAACAUGCGUCUGGAAGGUGCAUCCCUUUGGAAAUACAUAUCUAUGCAGUACAACAAAUUUAACGUGUUGUAUUUCAUACAUAAGCAGGCCGUUGAGAUGGUGGAGCAGAUGUUCCAGGACAGCAAACUGAUGCAGAGCCUUCGCGACGCCAAUUAUGAUUUGGUUCUGACAGAUCCUGCUAUUGGUGGAGGGGUGCUUCUGGGUCACCGCUUGGGUCUUCCACUUGUCUUCAAUGUGAGGUGGACCAUUCAGGGUGAGGGACAUCAGACAAUAGCACCGUCCCCAGUCUCAUAUGUCCCAAUACAAGAGUCAGAGCUGACUGACAAGAUGACCUUCAACCAGAGAGUGAAGAACGUCCUCUUCUAUUUAUUUACACGUUUUCAAAUUUGGUACACUGUGGAUUCAAACUACAAACCUUUUGUCCAGCGUCACUUCGGCAGUGACGUACAUUACAUGGAGCUGUUCCAAGCCGCAGAUAUCUGGCUGAUGAGGAACGAUUUUACCUUUGAGUUCCCAAGACCCACGAUGCCCAACAUCAUCUACAUGUCAGGGUUUCAGUGCAAACCCUCCAAGCCUCUGUCCAAAGACCUGGAGGAGUUUGUCCAGAGCUCUGGUGAACAUGGGGUCAUCGUUAUGACCUUGGGAACCCUGGUGGCAAACCUUCCAGAGGAGGUCAGUGACCACAUCGCAGCAGCUUUUGCCAAACUUCCUCAGAAGGUGAUCUGGAGGCACCAAGGAAAAAGACCGUCCACUCUUGGGAACAACACCUUACUCUUAGACUGGCUGCCUCAGAACGACCUCCUGGGUCACCCCAAGACCAGACUGUUUGUGGCCCAUGGAGGAACUAACGGAGUCCAGGAGGCCGUCUACCACGGUGUUCCCCUGGUGGGCCUGCCUCUACUGUUUGAUCAGCAUGACAACUUCUUCAAGAUGAAAGUAAGAGGUGUGGCCAAAGUCAUGGACAUUGCAACUGUGAACAGAGAGAACUUCUUGGAGGCGCUGGAGGAGGUUCUCUAUGAACCUAGCUACAGGGAGAACAUGAGGAAGCUGUCCAACCUGCAGAGAGAUCAGCCCAUCAAACCACUGGACCAUGCCGUGUUCUGGAUCGAGUUUGUCAUGAGGCACAAGGGGGCGCCGCACCUCAGGACCGACUCUUAUAAGAUGUCCCUGGUCCAGUACUACUCCCUCGAUGUCAUUGGCUGUCUGCUGGCAGUUGGUUUGGCAGCAUUCACUCUCUUUAUUGCUGUCAUCAAGUUUUUGUGGUGCAGAGUGUUUUACAGAAGCAAAGUCAAAAAUGAAUGAGCGUGCUGCAAUAUUUCACAAUUUUAUGAUCUGAAUUUUGAUUCAUGAAAACGAUACUAAAUCUUUCAGUAGUGUGCAGCUGAACGCAGCGACCUCCUCCCACCUCAGCACCUGGUGCAGAGGUUUCACCUGUGGCCACUGCCCACAGCUACAGCUCAGUCAAACCUGCUCCUUUAGCUUUAUAUACUUAUCAUUAUUAAUGUUUGAUUCAAAUAAAACUCAACAAAAUCACGACUGUUUUUUGUCCUAGCUCCUAAAACGUGGAACGAGUUCCCCAUUGACAUCAGGACAGAAAGACCAACCGUCGUCCUCUGCAGACGAAGGACACAUCUCUUCACACUAUACCUUUGUUAAGAAGAUUAUGUCUAUAAGCAUCUUAAACUCCGGUGUUUAUAUAUAAAAAGCAGAAAAUUCCUCCUUCCGAGAAAUUAAGAAUUUGUGCCUAGACAGGGAGAGAACGUCUACAGACGGCCAACAGACAUUAGACAGACUGCCUACAGACUGUCUACAGACUUUAGACAGACUGCCUACAGACUGUCUACAGACUGUCUACAGACUGCCUACAGACUGUCUACAGAUUGUCUACAGACCGCCUACAGACUGUCUACAGACUGUCUACAGACUGCCUACAGACUGUCUACAGAUUGUCUACAGACGGCCUACAGAUUGUCUACAGACCGCCUACAGACUGUCUACAGACUGUCUACAGACUGCCUACAGACGGCCUACAGACAGUCUACAGACAGCCUACAGACUGCAUACAGACAUUAGACAGACUGCCUACAGACUGUCUACAGACUGUCUACAGAUUGUCUACAGACUGCCUACAGACAUAGACAGACCGCCUACAGACUGCCUACAGACUGUCUACAGACAUUAGACAGACUGCCUACAGACUGUCUACAGACUUUAGCCAGACUGCCUACAGACUGCCUACAGACUGUCUACAGACUUUAGACAGACUGCCAACAGACUGUCUACAGACUUUAGACAGACUGCUAACAGACUGUCUACAGACUGCCUACAGACUGUCUACAGACUUUAGACAGACUGCCAACAGACUGUCUACAGACUGUCUACAGACAGCCUACAGACUGUCUACAGACUUUAGACAGACUGUCUACAGACUGCCUACAGACUGUCUACAGUCUGUCUACAGACUGCCUACAGAUUGUCUACAGACUAUAGACAGACUGCCUACAGUCCGUCUACAGACUGUCUACAGACUCCCUACAGACUGUCUACAGACUUUAGACAGACUGUCUACAGACUGUCUACAGACUGCCUACAGAUUGUCUACAGAUUUUAGACAGACUGCCAACAGACUGUCUACAGACUGUCUACAGACUGCCUACAGACCGUCUACAGACUUUAGACAGACUGCCAACAGACUGCCUACAGACUGCCUACAGACUGUCUACAGACUUUAGACAGACUGCCAACAGACUGUCUAAAGACUGUCUACAGACUGCCUACAGACUGCCUACAGACUGCCUACAGACUGUCUACAGACUUUAGACAGACUGCCAACAGACUGCCUACAGACUGCCUACAGACUGCCUACAGACUGUCUACAGACUUUAGACAGACUGCCAACAGACUGUCUACAGACUGUCUACAGACUGCCGCUCAGUACUUGUCCUCAGUUCCUCUUCUCCUUCUGAGAACGUGCUGCUGCUUGAAUCAUAACAUCAAAGACAUCAAAGGAAUCUGUCCUGGCCAAUCACGCUGGAAAAGAGAAAGCUACACUCUAGCAAAGCCCUUGAACGACGUGCGAUUAUUCAUAAACUAUAAUUCCUAUUUGUGAAAUAAAAACACCAUGAGCAUCGAAAGAUUUUGCCGAACAAAUAGAUAUAUAUUUUUUUAUGGUAAGAGUCAAACAAUUUGACAGUGGGAGUGAAUUAGAAAAGUUUGGCUUCUUCUAGACAAUUCCUCUCAAAAUUAACAUUAGACCCAUUGGAGAAGAGACGGCUCUAUGCUCUUCUGCACUCCCCGAACAACUACUUGCUUCUCAAAAACCAUAAGGCCUAUCUAUGAAAUAAAAACAAUGUGAGAAUCCAAAGACCCUGCUGGACACACAGAUCUCUUUUUUAUUGGUUAGAGUUAAAAAAUGGGACGUGGGAGCGAGUUAGAUAAUCUUGACUUUCGGGCUCCCUACCGAUAUUUCCUAUCUAAAUUAACAUAGGGCCUAAUGGAGAGGGUUCAGAGAACUACAGUAUAAAAAAUGCAUACAGCCAAAUGUACAGAUCUGAUAUAUUUCAUAGGGACAUUCCUGCGAAGCUAACAACUUCUCCUACGUUUUGGUCUAAAAAUCAAGUAUGAAAACUUCCAUUGGGGACUUUCAGAGCUGUUUAGACUGAACUUCGGUCCUGCUCCACUCUCACUCUAAAUGGGCGAGAGACCUUGACUCCAAUUCAUUUAGUUUGGGCUAUUUUUGGCAAUUUUGAAUUUAAAAAUGAAUGCACUGAUAUAUGGCAGCUACAUGUAGCAAGUGUAGUUGGGCUUUUGAAGCUUAUUGAACUUGCAUGAUUCUCGCUGCUCUUGGUUUGUUCCCUCAUGGUUGAAUGAAAUUAUUGUAAUUUACUUUGGAUAAAAGUGACUUCAGAUGAUAAGUAAUGUAUUUUCCAUGUAGACCCACUGAUGUUUAUGAGCUUAAUGUACGAUCAAACACAUUCACACAUGUGAACAGGAAUUCUGUCAUAUGAGGAAUCGCUAAAUAUAAUUUUACACUUUAAAAUGUCCUUCAAUGCUUUUUGUACAAUGACCAACAAUACAAAUGAUUGUCAAAUGUUUUAAAAUAAAGAUGCUUAAAAUAUAUGAAAAAUAAAUAAUGCAUAACAAUCAAA